AUGAAGAUUAGAGCUUUAAUUUUAUUCAUCACCUGUUUUUCGUUGGUCGUUUUUCAUGUGAGUUGCUCAAGAAAGAGAAGCAUACACAGGAAAGGGAGGCUUAUUUGGAGGUCACGAGUGUUAACAUGGACAUUUCGAGAUCCCCAACGCCUCGUGCACAACACAGCUCAUUCAAAAGCGAUCAGAGAUGUGACGCGAAAGGUUUUCAAGAAAUGGGCGGCGAUUUUGAGGGGGCGGCUUUUAUUUGUUGAAGUUGCUGAAGAUGAUUUAGAUCAAGUCGAGGAAAAUAUCAUGGACAAAAGAGGACGAAACUACAGAAAGCCCUGGUGGGUGGACAUCGACAUUGUCUUUGCGAGAGGAGAUCACGGAGAUGGUGAAGCGUUUGACGGACCGGGCGGGACUGUCGCGCACUCGGCUUAUCCACCGCUCGGAAUCGUUCAUCUAGACGCCGAUGAGUUGUGGACGCUACGGGAAAACGGGAAUCGCGUCAAUUUGGAGACGGUGUUGCUACACGAGAUUGGACAUGUUUUAGGACUUCAUCAUCUCAAAGAUCCAGACUCAAUCAUGAACGUUUAUUAUCGAAAUUUGCGCCAUGGUGCCACACUUUCCAAAGUCGAUGAAAAAGCCAUUCGAAAACUUUAUCACUUGACAAAUAAA
Molecule: messenger RNA, 657 nt
Organism: Mesorhabditis belari
Lineage: Eukaryota; Metazoa; Nematoda; Chromadorea; Rhabditida; Rhabditidae
Source: the annotation of a GenBank genome assembly